AUGACUACCCCAUUACGCCCUGAACAGCCUUAUCUGCUCCCAAACUUCUCUAGCGGGACACACAAACCAUAUGUCUUUGACCCUUCGCUGUAUCCAACUUAUGCACAGUACCCGAGACAAGCAACGAGCGAGCCAUCAAACCAUCAUAUCGCAACAACGCCACCACCAACCAACUCUAAUGUUGAAGAGACGAAUAUGGCGAAUGCAAGUAAUGCCACUACUGUAAAGAGAACAAGCAAGACCCAUGUGCCAAGUGCAUGCAUUAACUGCAAGAGAGCCCACUUGGCUUGCGAUGUAUCACGACCAUGCAAACGUUGCAUUGCACUAGGAAGAGUGGAUACGUGUGUCGACAUCAAGCAUAAGAAGCGCGGACGUCCUAAACUCAAAGACAAAAAGUCACAUCCAUAUAACACACACGCCACAAAAACGUGGACCAAUAAUCCACAAAUACAUCAUUUUCUUCCGCCCACAACAUCCAAUUCCAUCUCGUCCCCGUCACCAUCUCCCUCACAAUUAUCACAAACAUCGCCACCUCAAUCAUCACCGCCACAAGAACUACCCCAACGACAAACGCCACUUAUUCUACCUCAGCAAUUGCAACCCUCUCAACAAUACCCGACUUGCAUGUCUCCACCUCAACAACUUUCUCCAAUAUCCCCACAUCAUCAACGUUCUCCUUCAUACAUCAAGCCAUCAUCACAAUAUGUAACGUCUUAUUCACAACCAAUAUUCACAACAUCUACAUAUCCACAAACGCCGCCGUCAAUUUCACCAAUAACUGAAAACCCUCCAGUUAUAAUGUUUCUUACUGCUACAGAUAUCUGGUGUGCUCGUGUUUCCGAUGAAUCGUUAGCAAUGCUAGGAUACUAUUCGAAAGAAUUGACCCACAAGUCGCUUCUUGAAUAUGUACACCCAUCCUUCCGAGACAGUCUGCGCAAAAUGGUUAUAUCUCUUACGGACAAUGCAGAAAAAUAUUACAAUCACUACCAUGCUCAGACAUAUGCGCCGUACCCGCCCUCAUUUCGCGAACCACCCUUAACCACGCAAGACCCUGGAUUCUAUGCUCUUCCGCUUGAAGAGUUGCGCUAUCCAGCAGCAAACGGUGGCCAUGCUAUUGAGGUCUCUGAUAUGAUAUCACUAAGACAGAGAAGCGGUGAAUAUGAUUUGUAUAAUGUUAAAAUGCAUUUUGGUGGUGGACUUGGUGGAGAUUUAUCGAGAAAGGAUACAUGGAACAAGUUAUACGUUGUGGCUUACUUUACCAAGACCAGGCCGGGGAAUAGUAAUAAUGGAAGCAUAGGGCGGGUCGCAUCAUUUGGACAUGGUAGUAGAAUGAAUCGGGCGUUUGAUAUUGAUCAGAACAGAGAUUAUGCGCUGUCCGACUCUUCUCUCUCGAACCAUCCUCACGCUUCACAAUCUCAACACCAGAUUCAUUCACUUCAAACCCCAUCAUCACCUCAAGAAUACUCUAGCACAUCAGUUAGAGUUCGGCAACCACAUCCUGACAUGUACCAACAACGUCAAGUACAAUCAAGCCUAACAAACCAUCCACACAUUCCACAUGACUACAAACCAGAUCCUAGGGAAGCUCACCGAAACAUGCAAACGAAUACUCCUUCUAUGACUUCUCAGUCGUACAUAGACGAUCAUCAUAGCGUUGCAAUAUCCCCACCAUCGAUUCUUGUGGAUGGGUACCCUGCAACACCACGGAAUGGCAGUUCUAGUACUGGACACGGCGUAUUUCACGCAUCUUCUACUACUCGAACAUUAUCAAAUACGCAAAUCUUUCCGCAAUCUCAUCCCAACCAACAAACACACAGCCACAUUGGCAACAUCCAGAUGACUCGUAUGCAUAACCGACAUUCGAGACACGCAUCCAGUGCAUACGGUGGCUAUAUGGAUAUAGGGCUCAUGAGUAGAGGUCAAGAGAAAGACAGUAAUAGAGAAUCGGGAAGAAUGAGCGUUACCUCCUUAUUGUGUAAAGAGGGGAUGGAAUAG
This is a messenger RNA of Paraglomus brasilianum, 1995 nucleotides long. NCBI's taxonomy places the organism in Eukaryota, Fungi, Glomeromycota, Glomeromycetes, Paraglomerales, Paraglomeraceae. The record is from the annotation of a GenBank genome assembly.